UUCGUGUUUAGCUUUGGCCCGGUCAAAAGUGUUCAAUAAAGCGACAGAAACAUUUGGCAAGCAAAAAAUAUCAUUAUGCGUGACCAGAUUGUUCCGUACAUCGAUAAUAGUCCACCAAUUUUAUUUGUGGACAAUAUAUUGCAUUCUACAAAACUCGUACACGACAUUCGACGAUUGCGUGAAAUCUCCAAAGAUAACAAAGAACUUCUGAAGCGGAUUAACAGAAUCAACAGAACACGGGGAUUUCUCGGAGUAAAUUAUGAUUAUGAUCCCAAAGUACUUGUGCGCUACGAAGCCCGCAUUUCACGAGCGAGACGUAUUGAAACAGAAAAUUUGAAUAUGCUCGAAAGGAUUCUUAACGCGAAACCUCAAAUAAAAACGUCACUGCAACUCAAAAGCUACUACCAACAACUGAAAUAUAUAAAAUCAAAAUAUUUUGAUCCGAAAUCUAUUAAAGCUGCUGAGAAACAUAUCCCACAGAUCGAAGGCGUUGUCGAUGCGAAUGAGAAGUGGAUAAUGGAAUUUUGCGAAAGUAAUCAUCGUGUAUUAGGUAGUAUUCAAAUAGUUCCAAAUGGGUCUGAAUUUUUAGGACAGCAAUACAUCAGCACUAUUCGAGGACAAAUCUAUCGAAUAUAUAAAAAUCAGUUUGCCGUAAUACGUGGUCAAAUAAGCGCAACCGAUGGAAAAGAAGAUUUUGACACUUCCACUGCAAGAAUUGAACGCGGAUCUUUGUUGAAAAUAACGAUCAAUGAUCAACCUGCCAUUCUGUUGACACUUGCUCAUCAUGAAAAUAUUUCAAACUAUCAAUUGCUGGCACGAGCAGAUUGUGAAGCUGACAUGUUAGAUCUACUCAAUGAAUACGGCACAGCUUACGGGAGAAUGGUAGCACCAAUUUGCUACAGAUUGAGGAAGAAAAAAAUCUAUUGACUGUAAUAAACAAAA
Uranotaenia lowii is the source of this 942-nucleotide messenger RNA. RefSeq lists its product as uncharacterized. Lineage: Eukaryota; Metazoa; Arthropoda; Insecta; Diptera; Culicidae. The record is from RefSeq and is a predicted model, not a curated record. The transcript is spliced from 4 exons. The coding region runs from base 76 to 927 and encodes 283 amino acids.